Molecule: messenger RNA, 2221 nt
Organism: Pangasianodon hypophthalmus (striped catfish)
Lineage: Eukaryota; Metazoa; Chordata; Actinopteri; Siluriformes; Pangasiidae
Gene: asmtl
Product: acetylserotonin O-methyltransferase-like
Exons: 14
Coding region: 40-2001 (653 amino acids)
Molecular function (GO): O-methyltransferase activity; nucleoside triphosphate diphosphatase activity
Source: RefSeq, a predicted model, not a curated record
CCCCUGGUGGUGGAUCACAGGUUUAGCGCCACACUGCUAAUGCGCAUGCGUAGAAACGCCCCGCCCACAUGGUUCCGGUUGAACUUGGUAGUGGACGCGAGAAGGUGCAGGAUAAAAGUGGUGCAGGCCUCUGAAGACAAAAUGGUGUUGCACCCAGUCAUAUCCAAGCUGCGUGGCAAACUCGUUGUUCUGGCCAGUGCAUCUCCGAGGCGACAGGAGAUUUUGACCAAUGCAGGUUUGCGGUUUGAAGUGGUGCCCUCUUGGUUUAAAGAGACUUUGGACAAGGCCUUGUUUAAAAUGCCCUAUGAAUACGCAGUGGAGACUGCAAAGCAAAAGGCCCUGGAAGUGGCUCAGAGAAUGCCACGUAACCACCUGAAAAAACCAGAUAUAGUGAUUGGGGCAGACACUGUGGUGACAGUGGAUGGAUUAAUUCUGGAGAAGCCUGUGGAUAAGCAAGAUGCCUACUGCAUGCUGUCUAGAUUGAGUGGAAAAGAGCAUAGCGUAUUUACAGGAGUGGUCAUAGUCCUCUGUCAUGAAAGAGAGGGCGGAAAAACAGAGCGCACAGUGGUGGGCUUUUAUGAGGAGACAAAGGUGAAGUUUGCAGAGCUGUCUGAGGAGAUGCUUUGGGAAUACAUUAACAGUGGAGAGCCAAUGGACAAGGCUGGUGGUUAUGGGAUCCAGGCUUUGGGUGGCAUGCUGGUGGAAUAUGUGCAAGGAGAUUUUCUUAAUGUGGUGGGCUUCCCACUAAAUCACUUCUGCAAACAGCUGGGAAAGAUUUACAACAGCUCACCCGAGAGCCCCGCUUAUAAGAUAAAGCACAAGGACUCAGCAAGGUGUAAUGGGCCGUGCACUGCUGUCAGCUCCCUGUCUGAAAAAACUGUACCACCAGACCUGAGCAGCUUCAACAACUCUGACCCGGUGCACAAUGUGGUGGGACCUGAGGCUACCAAGAGCGACACUGAGGGCUUCCCCCACAGCAUAGUGGAACUACUAGAUGGCUUUAAAGCUUCAAAGACUUUGUUCACAGCAUCCAAGCUGGGUGUGUUUGACGUUCUGAGUGACUCUGGCCUUACAGUGGAGGAAGUAGCCAAUCGAAUCAAUGCCUCAGUGCUGGGUACUGAAAAGUUACUGGAUGCUGCUGUAUCCUUAGGGCUACUACAUAAGCUCAAAUGUGAAGAUAAGCCUGUGUAUAGGAACACGGAGCAGGCCAGACAGUUCCUGGUAUCAGACAGCCCCCUGUCUCUACAUGCAUACAUCCUGCACUGCAACGACAUGAUCUGGCCGCUCUUCACACACCUAGAGAGCGCUGUCAGGGAGGGCACAAAUCAGCACGAGAGGGCUUUUGGGAAGAAGUCUGAAAAUGUGUUUCAGGUAGAUGAUGAUAUUGAGGAUGUCUAUUUCAAAAAAGAUGAAGUGACGUUGCGCUUUAUGAAUGCCAUGCACAGCAUCGCUAAGGUGACCGGAAGAGAUGUGGCCACAGCAUUCGAUCUGUCUCACUUCAGAACAGCCUGCGAUGUUGGAGGCUGUACUGGUGCCAUGGCAUAUGAGUUCACCAAAGCCCAUCCUGAGCUGUCUGUAAUUGUUUUUGACUUGCCAGCAGUUAUUGAAAUGAAAAGUCACUUCCAAUCUAAAGAACAGGAUGGCAGAGUGUCAUUUGUUGCAGGAGAUUUCUUCAAAGAUGACCUACCCAAAGCAGACCUCUAUAUCCUCGCACGAAUUCUCCAUGAUUGGUCUGAUGAGAAAGUACAUGAGCUGUUGAGUAAAUUGUCCAAGUCAUGCACACCGGGCUGUGGUUUGCUGCUCUCAGAGAUUCUGCUGGAUGAGGAGAGGACCAGGCCGAGUCGAGCCCUGCUGCAGGCUCUCAGCAUGACUGAAGGGAGGCAGAGGAGCGCCGCUGAGUACAGUAACUUACUGAAGAAGCAUGGCUUCAGUCCUGUACAUACCCGCUACACAAACAAUCUACUAGAUGCCAUGCUUUUUGUGAAAGAUGAGCAAACUUAGCCAGUUUGUUCCUCUGUGGUUGCUUGAAAAGCUUAAAAUGUACAAAACACUAAGGAUUUUUAUGCUAUAUGGCAACUUUUAACUGUCCAGGACUUUAAUUGUCAGUGAAAUGUUUCAGGCUGUCUCCUGUACAUCUGUAAAUAAUUAUUAUUAAUUUCUAAAAGCUAUCGAGAUGUAUUUCAUCUUAGCCAAUAAUAUAAUAAAUGUGACUUGUACAAAA